Messenger RNA from Scutellospora calospora, 411 nucleotides. NCBI's taxonomy places the organism in Eukaryota, Fungi, Glomeromycota, Glomeromycetes, Diversisporales, Gigasporaceae. The record is from the annotation of a GenBank genome assembly.
AUGAAAAAGGCACUUAAUAUUGUCUUGAAUCUUGGGUAUAAAGAAGAAUUGAUUGACAUAAUUACUCAUUUCGUUGACCAAAAGAAAUCUAUGCUUGAAAGUACUAGUGCUGAAAAUGUUCAUCUUGAUCAAUCUGAACAAAUAACUGUUAUGGAUCCUUUUGUUACAAAAUAUCAUGAACAGUUACCAAUAAGAAGGUUAAAAGGUUCUUCUGAAAGUCAAGGUCGUAAAGAACUAGCUCAUAAUAAUCAUGCAAUUAAUUCACUAGAUCCUAAUUUGAGGAUACCUUUAUCAAAUGCUAGUUCAAAUAAUAGUAGCUAUAUUGCAGAAGAAAGAUCAGAAUUAUUCAGAGUGACCUUCAAAAGUGCAGGUCACAUGAUAUGUGCUACAGACUUCUUUGAAAAUUGUUAG